UCCCACAGGCCGUGUGGCACAGCCAAAAAAAAUUAAAAUUUAAAUACUUAAAAAAUAAAUACUUAAAAAUUUAAAAAUACAUAUAUAGUGAGAACCCGUGGGAGUAAUGUAAGUAGGGCAGGUGUCCCCAACCCCCAGGCCGAAGACUGGUACCCAUCUGUGGAAAAAUUGUCUUCCACGAAACCAGUCCCUGGUGCCAAAAAGGUUGGGGACCACUGAAGUAGGGGACUUGCUAGCUGUCAAGGGCUCUACAAUCCUUUCUCUGAGUCCAUGUGAUUCCUUUGGACGAAGGAACUGGGGAGUGAGGGAGGAUGUGGCCUUGUGGAGGAAGGGCAGGGUGCAGAGAUGGCAGCAGGGCCAGGGGCGGUGAUGGGGCUGGCGUCAGACAGGUUGGGGCUGCCCACUUCCUUCCCUGGGUGGGGAUGGAAGGUCAGAGGGAGGCUCCUGGCACCUGGGGUGCAGGAAUCUCUGGCAUGUGGCCCUGAGCCCUUGUUUCCAGAGAUCAGCCCUCCUCCCCAGGGCUGGGAGGCUGGGUGGGACCCAAAUUCAGACAUGGGCCUCUGGGGUGACCUGGCCUGCAUCUUGGGGGUCCAAUGACCUCUCUCGCUCAGCUCCAGCGGCCCUGCUCCUGCCCUCCUAACUGGCCCUGGCCUGCCCCACACCGGAGCCCUGCCCAGCUCCCUCCCCGUGGUGGGCUGGGCUGGGAGGAGGAGUGAGGGUGAACUUACAUUUUCAGGUCUUUCAAGCCGUCGGCCAGGGGGCAGCCUGACUAACCAGCUCCUCCAGGCCCACGGUGUUGGGGGAGGGGGUGAGGCCGAGCCCCAGGCUGUGGAUGCGUGGGUGCUCUGCAGGCCAUCAUGGGGCUCCCCUGGAGGCAGCUGCGCCCUUGUCUGCUGCUCCUCGUGGUGCUGGUGUGGCCCCAGCCCUGCACGAGCCUGGGUGAGUGGGGGUCCCGGGAUGGGUGCCCCUGGCCAGAUCCAAGGGGCUGGGGCACCUGCCGGGACCCUGGGAGCCCGCCCCCUCUGAUUGGGAGAGGCAGCCCCAGGGGCAGUGGGCCCUGGGCCCUCACCCCUAUCUCCACGGCCGCAGAGCUCAUCCCCUACACGCCGCGGAUAACAGCCUGGGACCUGGAAGGGAAGGUCACGGCCACCACGUUUUCCCUGGAGCAGCCGCGCUGUGUCCUGGAAGGGCACGCCAGUGCUGCCAGCACCGUCUGGCUGGUGGUGGCCUUCAGCAACGCCUCCAGGGACUUCCAGAGUCCCCAGACACUGGCUGAGAUCCCAGCCUCCCCGAGGCUGCCGACGGAUGGCCACUACAUGACGCUGCCCCUGACCCUGGAUCAGCUGCCCUGUGAGGACCCAGUGGGUGGCAGGGGGGCCGCCCCGGUGCUUAGGGUGGGCAAUGACGCCGGCUGCCUUGCUGACCUCCAGCAGCCACCGUACUGCAACGCCCCCCUCCCCGGCCCUGGACCUUACAGGGUGAAGUUCCUCCUGAUGGACUCCAAGGGCUCACCCCAGGCCCAGACGAGGUGGUCCGACCCCAUCACUCUCCGCCAAGGGAAGUCCCCAGGCUCCAUUGACACGUGGCCAGGCCGGCGAAGUGGCGACAUGAUUGUCAUUACCUCCAUUCUCUCUUCUCUGGCCGGUCUCCUGCUCCUGGCCUUCCUGGCAGCCUCCAGCGUGCGCUUCUCCAGCCUGUGGUGGCCGGAGGAGGCCCCAGAGCAGCUGCGAACCGGCUCCUUCAUGGGGACGCGUUACAUGACCCACCACAUCCCACCCAGUGAGGCUGCCAUGCUGCCCGUGGGCUGCGAGCCUGGCCUGGAACCCCUCCCCAGCCUCAGCCCCUAGCCUGGCCCAUACAGCUGGGGCUGGGGCAGUGGGGGACCUGCACCUACGUGCCCCUCCCCCAUCGCACCUCCCCACCCUGCCUGAAAUCCAUCCCACCACCAGCAGCCCUGCCUUGGGCUUUCCCAGUUCCCCAGCUCCAGGCAGUGAAGUUGCACUCAGGGGAGGGCUGUGGUCAGGCUGGGCAUCCAGCCUCCGCCUCCAUCUGCCUCAGUUCUGCCUGCCUCGAGUGAGGCUGAAAGGUGACAUGGAGAGACCGCCCUGACAGGAAGCUUCCAGGCCCCAGGAGGAGGCCUGCAGGGGGCCUUGUCUGCCCUGUGCAGGGGGCUGGGCUGGGCCCAUCCUGGGGUAUAUGAGGCCUCCCUCUGCCCCUCUGUCCCAUCCACCAGCGGCUGGGGCUGCAGUGGAGCCUUUAGAGGUUCUUCCAUUUUCCCUGGACGGGGGCCCUUUCUGAGGGUGGCACUCACCAGCUGUAAGGUCUGACAGUGUAGAUACACGUUAUGACUUUCCGGCCACCACUCCUAACCCCCGUGCACACGCUGAUGGCUCACACACUUAUCCACUCACUGUCACACCACAGACAUUUACUGAGCUCCUGCUGCAUGCCCUGCACAGUGUCGGACGUGGGCCCUCACGCAGAGCCCGGAGCUGCUCUUGGGAGCUCGCUCACUGCUCUGAGCCUCAGAUGACCACGUGUCCUGAUGUGACCUGUUACUAUUGGGAGGCUAUCACUCCCUCACAUUGUCACAUACCCUUGGGCUCACACUCCUCAGACGAUCACCCCAAUGGACUCUCUGGGGUCCGAGAGCCCCCAUCACCCAGGAGGAUACACUUAACUCAGCAGUGUCCGUCCGCCCGCCCGCCAGGCCGGUGGUUCCCACUAUGGCCACAAGGGGGCGCCAGUCCAACGCAGCCGCAGGGUCCUGCGCUUGCGCACUCCUAUGAACUGCUGCGAAUCCCGCCGCUUGACCCGAUGUCGUAGAGAUACCGCCACUCAGGGGGGUCUCUGGAGGUCAGGGCUCCAGGUCCCACCUCGGCCAAGCCGGAGGGAUGAGCAGUCACGCUCUCGCUUGAGGAUCUACGAUGUGUCGUCUGAUCCGCACAGCCGCCACCGUUUUCUGGACGGAAAAACUGAGGCUCAGUACCCUCCCCGCCGCGCACUGUCCACUGUCACCGCACCCCGUGUCCCUGGACCCAAUCCCGGCCCCUCUAGUCUGACCGCGGCUCCCAGCAGGCAGGCCCCCCGAGGAGGGUGGCCAGCGGGGGCCCCUGCUUUUUGGAUAUGAAUAAAUGCAGUCUGGCUCCUCCAUCCUAGCAGUGCCUGUGCUGGUUCUGGAAGAGGAGAAUUUAUACGCAGGGCCCAGCCUGGCCCCGACACCAGACCCGGGGCUGCCCUGAGCCUAUGCCCUUGAUCGCCAGCCCUAACUAUACAUUGAGGGU
This is a messenger RNA of Aethalodelphis obliquidens (Pacific white-sided dolphin), 3284 nucleotides long. It is a transcript of the gene UPK3B, whose product is annotated as uroplakin 3B. NCBI's taxonomy places the organism in Eukaryota, Metazoa, Chordata, Mammalia, Artiodactyla, Delphinidae. Gene Ontology annotation, cellular component: membrane. Bases 858 to 1847 code for a protein of 329 amino acids. The record is from RefSeq and is a predicted model, not a curated record. The transcript has 5 exons.